Messenger RNA from Thlaspi arvense, 339 nucleotides. The record is from the annotation of a GenBank genome assembly. NCBI's taxonomy places the organism in Eukaryota, Viridiplantae, Streptophyta, Magnoliopsida, Brassicales, Brassicaceae.
AUGAGAGAGCUUGAGAGCUUGAAGACGAGCAUUAAUCAUCCAUGGCCGCCGAUUGGAGCUCCGAUGAAUCUCCGGCGAGAAGACCCGUUGAAAUCUCGAUUCGACGACUCAGUUAACGCCGUAUCCUUUGGGUUCGUCGCUACAGCCAUUCUCAUCUCCAUGUUCCUCGUCAUGGCUAUCUUCGAGAGACUCAUUCGAACCACCACUACAACGAACAAUCCAGAUUCCUCUUCGGGUACGGAUUCUCGGGUCGGAUUCAACGCUGCAAAUAAGCUCGGUUAUCAAUCUCCCAAGAGAUUCCUAUUUUGUUUUCCUGCCAAUUCUGAUUUUGACACUUAG